AUGUCGACGACGCCGGCGGAGGCUAGUGUUGUGGCCAUAACGGAGCGCUGGGCAGAUAUGGCGUUGGGGGAGGAUGACUUUACGUUCGAACCGGCGCCGAACGAUGUACAGACGGACGACAGUGACACCGAAGGAACAUGGCAGCUAGUUGGCCGCUUCUUGACGCGCAAGAUGGUGAAGAUUGAGUUUAUGAGUCAGGUUUUGGCGUCGGUUUGGCAACCGGUCAAGGGCAUGCAGGUUACGGAGGUACAACCCCGGUUCUUUAUGUUUUUUUUCCACCAUAGGACAGACAUAAAACGUGUGAUGGAGCGUCCGUGGGCAUAUGACAACGCCACACUGGUUUGCCGACAGCUCACGGACGAAAUGUUGCCGGGCGAUGUAAGUUUGGAUACUCUUGACAUGUGGGUUCAGGUUCAUGCCUUGCCGAUGGGAUAUACGUCGGACAAGAUAUUGGAGCAGAUUGGGAACACCUUAGGUUCGUUUAUUAAGGUGGAUGACAGGUUUGUGAAUGCCCCGUGGAAGGAGUUUUAUCGUAUUCGAGUGGCAAUUCCAAUUGACCAACCCUUGCGCCGAAGAAUGAGGUUUAUGAAGCGGGAUAAAUCGACAUGUUGGGUAGGGUUCAAGUAUGAACGACUGCAUAACUUUUGUUUCUUCUGUGGUAAGCUUGGCCAUCUCUAUAAAUUCUGCUUACAAGCACAGGAGUCUACUUUGGGUGUCGAGGACUAUUCGUACUCUGCGGAGAUGCGUGCGGGUUUCCGCCGUGGACCAAGUGCAGUGGGGGAAAGCUGGUUGAUACCGCCCGAAGGGCAGCCGAGGGUGGUAACCGGGGAGAAGGGAGCUGGGGUGGUGCCGGAUACGGGACCGGCGGUCGUGGGGGAUGUCUGGGGGGACACUAAUAACCCGAUGGUGGCGGUAGCAAAGAGACGGCGGGAGGAGUUGCUGUGUGGUAGGAGAACGGAAAGGCAAGGGGAGGAUAAUACAAUGACCGAGGUUCCAAAAAACUUGUUUACGACGGGUUCUGUCUCCCAGACCCGCCCCUCAUUAUGA
Molecule: messenger RNA, 1047 nt
Organism: Ipomoea nil (Japanese morning glory)
Lineage: Eukaryota; Viridiplantae; Streptophyta; Magnoliopsida; Solanales; Convolvulaceae
Exons: 1
Coding region: 1-1047 (348 amino acids)
Molecular function (GO): nucleic acid binding; zinc ion binding
Source: RefSeq, a predicted model, not a curated record